AUUAGAGGUGUACUUCUUUUUUUAACUGAAUGUGACCUCCUUCAGUUCCUGUUGAUCUUCCGGAGGGCGGCGGCCGGAGAGCUGCAGGAGGAGAGUGGUCUGAUGGCUCUCGCCAGGCUGUCUGAGAUCAACGUGUCCACCGAGGGAGUGAUGGGUGCCAAAGACUUCUUUGAAGCAAAGAUGCAGGCUCUGUCUGUGGGCAGCAAGUUCGAAGCCGAGAUCCAGGAGGAGAAAGAAGAACGCAAGAGACAGGAAGUGGAGAAGAAACAGAGACAAGCCGCCUUCAAACAGCUGCAGUCGGCCUUCUGCUCCUGAGGCAGCGAGUCGGUGUUCCCAACAGCUGCUCAUCCACUCACCCUGAACACAAAGAUAGCAACCAUGCAUUGAAGUAAAUACGCACUACAAUACCUCGAAACGUGUCACAGACGAGGUUCAAUCAUUCCAGACUUCAUGCAGCUGUUCCACAGAAAACGUGACGUAUCUUAGAUUUAUUGUGCGUUUCUGUGGAUUUAUUUCCUUUUGUGUAAGAACUGGAAGUCUUCAUCUCGAGGUGUUUCUACUUAUUUAGACAAAGUUAAACUGU
Molecule: messenger RNA, 583 nt
Organism: Anarrhichthys ocellatus (wolf-eel)
Lineage: Eukaryota; Metazoa; Chordata; Actinopteri; Perciformes; Anarhichadidae
Product: EF-hand domain-containing protein D2-like
Exons: 2
Molecular function (GO): calcium ion binding
Source: RefSeq, a predicted model, not a curated record